AGAAAAGUGCACGAAAUGCUUUACGUACCAGCAACUUCGUACGAUAAAGAUCUAAAGAUUUGGAGUGGCGAUGAAAUCAAAGAAUACUUUGCGCCGAACCUAUCCAUUGGGGAGAUUAUUUUCCAUGAAAUGCGCAGGCAUCCAAAGCUGAUUGCUCAAAUAUCCACCACUGAGGAGACAAUCCUCACCCGCGAAGAGCUCCACUCGAAUGCGAUGCAUGUAGCCUCGUAUAUGCGAUCGAGGGGUCUACUCCAGUCGGAUAUAGUGGGGAUUAUAGCCAGGAAUACCACCCACAUCCCUGCCGUCGCUUAUGGCUGCUUCUUCAAUGGCAUCGCUUUCCACUCCCUGAACAUCGCCUACGAUCGGGGUACCAUCGAGAAGCUUUUCUCCAUCACACGGCCACGGAUCAUCUUUUGCGACGGAGAUGAGUACGAGAAAGUGAGAGAAGCCACUCAGCACCUGGAGAAUGUGGAGAUCGCUACGAUGCGGAACCAUCCAGAGGGAGGAUCGACUCCCAUCCAGCAGAUACUCUCAUCCCCCAUCGAGGAUAACUUUCUGCCCGUGCGACUGGAGCAGGGCAUCGAUCAGACUCUGGCAAUACUCUGUUCCUCGGGCACCACAGGCACCCCCAAGGCGGUGACUCUAACAAACAGUCGAAAAAUACUCGCCGGCUGCCAUUCCCUAACUACCUCGGAUGUUCAGUAUACCUACAGCAGCCUCGACUGGAUUUCUGGUGUCUUGACAACCAUUACAUCGGGAGUCUAUAGCACUACAAGAAUUAUCACAGAUAAUGUUUACGAUCCUGUGUACUUGUUGCGGCUCAUAGAGGACCGCAAGAUCACAUGGACACUGCAGGCGCCCUCCCACAUGGCUAUGAUGGUAAAUUGUCCGGAGUUCGAGUCCACAGACUUCUCGAGCAUCAGGUAUUUCUUAUUUGGAGGUGGUCGCGCUUCAGUAGAGACGCAGAAGCUCAUUAGAAGUCGCCUGAGCAGAGAUGGUCUCAUUUUCAUGUAUGGAUUGACGGAAUUAGGGGCCAUGGCCACCAUGAACGUUCAUUUUGAUGAGAAGCCCAACUCUGUGGGUAGGCUGCUCAGUGGCUUGAAGGCUAAGAUAGUCUCUGAAGAGGGAGAAUCUCUGGAUCCCGAUGAGCUCGGAGAGGUGUGCAUCCGCAACGGCCAGCAUUGGGCAGGAUACUAUGGAAAUCAGCAGGAGACUCGAAAGAUUCGCGACCCUCAGUUGUGGUUCCACACUGGAGACCUCGGUUACAUGGAUUAUGAUGGCUUCCUGUAUAUUGUGGAACGGAAAAAGGACAUGCUAAAGUAUCUGGGAAUGAUGUACUAUCCGAAUGAUAUCGAAACGAUCAUCUCUGAGAUGCCAGAAGUUGCUGAGGUUUGUGUUUUUGGUGUCUGGGACCAAGUUAAUGGAGAUGAGGCCGUCGCUGCUGUCGUCAAGAGGCAGGGAAAAGAACUGAAAGCCCAGGACAUUGUGGAUUACGUGAGAGAUCAUACGGAAGUCAAGUACAAGCAGUUGAAUGGCGGGGCAAUCAUCAUGGAGGAACUGAAGCGCAGUCCCAAUGGCAAAACUAAUCGAAUAGCCACCAAAGAGUACUUUUUGAAUAUCAAAGGAAGGCAAUAGAUGGGGAAAUUUUAUGGUUUUUACUUUUUACU
Molecule: messenger RNA, 1667 nt
Organism: Drosophila subobscura
Lineage: Eukaryota; Metazoa; Arthropoda; Insecta; Diptera; Drosophilidae
Product: luciferin 4-monooxygenase-like
Exons: 3
Coding region: 16-1635 (539 amino acids)
Biological process (GO): fatty-acyl-CoA biosynthetic process; long-chain fatty acid metabolic process
Molecular function (GO): long-chain fatty acid-CoA ligase activity
Source: RefSeq, a predicted model, not a curated record